Molecule: messenger RNA, 1065 nt
Organism: Scedosporium apiospermum
Lineage: Eukaryota; Fungi; Ascomycota; Sordariomycetes; Microascales; Microascaceae
Product: Eukaryotic translation initiation factor 4E-4
Exons: 3
Coding region: 1-1065 (354 amino acids)
Biological process (GO): translational initiation
Cellular component (GO): eukaryotic translation initiation factor 4F complex; cytoplasm
Molecular function (GO): RNA 7-methylguanosine cap binding; translation initiation factor activity
Source: RefSeq, a predicted model, not a curated record
AUGGAUAACCUAUGGACUCGUCGUACCGUCAGCUCCUCGAACGGGGGAGGAGAUAGUAAUACUCGAACCACGCCCUUCUCGAAGCGAUCCGGCAACGAUGGCUCGUCCUUUGGAAAAUCGACGAAUUCCGCCACCACCCCGGGCGGCGGCGGCAGCAUAACUCCCUCGCCGGGCGCCGCCGCCUUCGGCCUAGGAUCCGGCGCUUUCGCAUCCUUCUCGGUCGGCGGAUCCGGAAAGACGCCCAAAUCCCCCGGCAAUCCCUUCGAUUUCGCCAUGGGCCAGAUAGGCGCGAAGAAUACGGGGUCCGAUAAGUCCUCUGGUGGAAAGGAGGCGCCGGGCAAAGUGGCUUCGAAGGCCCCCUCGAUGACCUCCAUCUCCGAAAAGAAGACGGGGGUUGUCGCGGCUUCGGCCCCGGCUGCGGCCCCUGCCGUUCACCCGCUCAUGAACAAGUGGGUGUUCUGGUGGCGUCCGCCCAUCUCCAAGUCGCAGGGAUUCAUCGACUACGAGAAGACCCUGCGGCCUAUGUGCCACUGUAAUACGGUGGAGGAGUUCUUCGAGGUGUACUCGCACCUGAAGCACCCCUCGAAGCUCCCCACCAUGUCUGAGUACCACUUCUUCAAGUUUGGCAUUCGUCCGAUAUGGGAGGAUGAUGUGAACAAGAAGGGUGGUAAGUGGGUUGUGCGUCUCAAGAAGGGCGUUGUCGACCGUUACUGGGAGGACUUGAUCUUGGCUCUCAUUGGCGAGCAGUUUGGCGACGCUGGUGAGGAGGUCUGCGGGGCGGUUGCGAGUGUCAGGAAUGGUGAGGACAUUAUCAGUAUCUGGACUCGCAACGACGGUGGCCGAGUCAUCAAGAUCCGCGAGACUAUGAAGCACAUCCUGAACCUCCCACCCAACACGAGGGUAGAGUUCAAGAGCCACGACUCGGCCAUCCAGCAGCGAACCGCCAUCGAGGAGUCCAGGCAGAGCAAGGGCUCCCAUCAUCAUCACCACAACGACAAGCGCCACCAGACCCACCAGAACAAGACCUCCGACGAGAACCACCGCCACAACACCCAAACCUCUUAG